AAAGAUGCCGACUAUCAAACAGAUCUCAGUCGUAUCAGUGCGCACUGGAAGGGUUUUAUUGAUUCCCAAGCUGGAAUAGCUUACUAUCGAAUCGGGCUUGGCACAAAGGCUUACUUAGAUGACAUUGAACCAUUUGUUGAUGUUGGGUUAGUUGAGGAUAUCACUUGGCAUUCACAAUUCAUUACUGGACAGAAGUAUUAUACAACAGUAGAUGCAUGUAAUUAUGCCGGUCUCUGUGUAACCCGUGUAUCUGAUGGCAUAGUUAUUGACAAUUCGCCGCCGAUACAAGGCCUUGUUCAGAUCGGAUCAGACGAAUUUCAUCGAAAAUUCCAAUCACAUACGUCCUCUCUACAUGUCAGAUGGGCAGGUUUUGAUGACCCACAGUCUGGCAUUGAUCGCUAUGAUAUGUGUAUUGGAACCAAACCCGGCAACUGUGACAUUUUACCAAACACAAACUGUUUAUUACAGUCUAAUGUCAUCAAAACCGGUCUUAACCUUCCACCUCAAACUGAUUUGUAUGCAACGGUCACUGCUUACAAUAACGUUCGUUUGAAUGUCAGACAAACAUCUGAUAGCUUUUUUGUCGAUGCAACACCACCUAUUACGUCAAUCAAACCAACGUUCGUGCUUGAAAACAACAACAUUGCCGGAAAGGAAGGACAAUGGGAUAAAUCAGUUAUUAGAAUAUACUGGAAAUUUGAUGAUGACGAAAGUCCAAUUGCAUAUCAUGAUGUCACACUUAAGACACAUCACGAAGGACACACCCCAGUGGAGCAUGUAAAACUUGGACCAGAAAAUGAAUUAACCAUAAAUUUAGAUGGCAAAUCGUGGCUUCAUAACGGUGAUACGUAUUUUGUUACCAUUACAAGCUGCAAUCUAGCUGGCCUUUGUUCUUCCGAAAGAAGUGAUGACCUCAAAAUUGAUUCAUCUCCGCCACACCUUGGAGGUUUUAAACCACCAAUGCUAUGGGAAAACCUGAAAAGCUCCUUUGGAGAAUGGAGGUCAAAUAUAACAUUAUCAUGGUAUGGAUUCCACGACCAGGAAUCUGGUAUUAUAAGGUAUUUUAUCACCGUCAGAAGAACAUACAGUGGCCACGAACUGACCAGUGGCGUAUCUACUGUUAACGUGGAUGGUUCUGAAAUUGAAAACAAACAUUCCUUUCUUUUAAAUGAAAAUUUAGAAAGAGAUGAUACACUCUUUUUGACAAUAUGGGCUGAAAAUUCUGUUGGUUUGAACAGUUCAUUAGCACGCGUUUCCGUAACCGUUCUAUCUUCAUCAAGUAUACUUGAUACUGCUGACCUUAAGGGAUCACUUGAACUGGAAAAGCAUUCAUGUGAUAUUCACUACUGCAAUAAAGAUUGCACUUGUGCAGUAGUUGGAAGACCGUGUGUGGAAGCUAAAACUAACAUUAGUUGUAAAGAAGUAGAUGGGUCUGUUUCCAGUCAUUUAAUUCCACACAUUGACGUGUUUAAUGGAAUGAAUGGAAUGUCUCCUAAUAUAACUGCGUCCUCUGCUUGCUUAGCUGGGAGUUGGAGGGUAAAUGACGAAAUUGGUAACAAAAACAUAACACGUUUUGAAUGGAGUAUGGGUUUACAAGACCAGCCCGUUGGAGAAGGGAUAUUUGACUUUAAAAACGAAAGGCCUUGGAACGAUGUCGGUUUGCAAAAGCAUGUCGUACAUUGUCUUCCUGUAAACAAAACACUCAUUGCAGGGGAAAAAUACGUCAUUUAUGUUCGAGUUUGGUUUUCAGGUAGUGCAUAUGCCAUUUAUCGAUCAGCUCCGAUCACAGUUGACCAAACGGCGCCAUCAAUAAGGCGAGGUCGAUCUGUAAAUGACUCUAAUGAAUUAUGCGAUGCCGAUUUUGACGUAAUAGAUUUGAUGGAUAAAAUUACUGCUUGUUGGGCUGGCGUCUUCCUUGAACAGCCAGGACAUGUCAGAUAUUACGUUAUAUCAUUAGGAACAUACCCUUUUGGUGAGGUUAAGAAUUUGUUUUCUUAA
This is a messenger RNA of Mercenaria mercenaria, 1998 nucleotides long. RefSeq lists its product as uncharacterized. The record is from RefSeq and is a predicted model, not a curated record. The transcript is spliced from 3 exons. The annotation marks the transcript as partial. Lineage: Eukaryota; Metazoa; Mollusca; Bivalvia; Venerida; Veneridae.